This is a messenger RNA of Clarias gariepinus (North African catfish), 1825 nucleotides long. It is a transcript of the gene lactbl1a, whose product is annotated as lactamase, beta-like 1a. The transcript is spliced from 7 exons. The record is from RefSeq and is a predicted model, not a curated record. NCBI's taxonomy places the organism in Eukaryota, Metazoa, Chordata, Actinopteri, Siluriformes, Clariidae. The coding region runs from base 119 to 1819 and encodes 566 amino acids.
GACUGGAGCAACAGAAUAGAAAGAAGAUGCUGAGCAGUAUUACAUUAUGGGGUUGAAUCUCUGGCACCGAGUGCCUCGGCAAAGCAUACUUUGAAAAAAGACAAAUCCAACCUUCAAUAUGAAGCUGAUUUGGAUUAAUCUAGGCUUCAUCUUCUUCUUCAUCCUCUCCAUUAUCAUGACUGGAUGUUUUAUUUGGCAGUAUAAGCUUCCCAAGGCCAAACCAGUGGCUGAAAUAAAAGUCCAAGAGGUGAACGAAGAGAAAUUGUGCCCUCGUUUCCCAGAGCCUGUGCCGCUGAAGCACCCAAUACCUGUCCUAAUGGAGGCUCUGGAAAAGGUGGAUUCUCUUUUGAGGACCAGCAUUGAUGUAACAACACUACCAGCAAUUUCAUGCAUUGUCAUUUAUAAUGACUCAGUGUUGUGGAAUGGGAACUUUGGCAGAAGAAAUAGAAGUGACCCAAGGUCUUUACCACCAAAUGAGUACACAGUCUAUAGAAUUGCCGCUUUGUCUACCAUCUUCCCCACGCUGAUGCUAUACAAGUUGUGGGAGGAUGGUAAAGUGAAGUCCUUGGAUGACACACUAGAAAAGUAUGUAAAGAACUUCACCAUAAAGAACCCAUUUGUAAAAGAGACAGACACCGAGUUAAAAUCUCUUCCUAAUGGGGCAGCAUUUACAAGAAAUGGCAAAACACAAUUCCAUUCCUCUAUCACUCUCAGGAGGAUGGCCAGUCAACUAUCAGGAUUGCCUAGGCAACUUAGAGGGACCAGUCUACUCUGGAAAGGCCAGACUUACGAGGCAAUAGAUUUAUUGCAAGAUGAUAUAAUUGUGGCAGACCCUGGAACAACGUGCCAUUACAGUAGCCUGGCCUUCUCCUUGCUGGCCCAUGUUAUGGCAGACAAGGUGACAGGAACUGAUUACGAGAGCUGGGUAUCCAAAUAUAUCCUCGAACCAUUAGGCAUGGAGGAUACAGGCUUUAACAUCACUACAGAGAUUAAGAAAGAGAUGGCAGUAGGGGUUUACCCAAGUGGCCAUCCCACACCUCUUAAUGACCUUGACCUAGGCUGGUAUCGACCCUCGGGACAGAUGUACUCUACCACAGCUGACAUGGCCAAGCUGAUGAUGGUUCUCCUGGGGGCUUAUAAGCAUCAAGUGCUCCGGGAGGACACACUGAAAACCAUGCUGACACCCAUUUUGCACUGUGACACCAGCUACCAAACAGGCACACCAUGGGAAGUUUAUGAUCAGCUGGGAUAUGAGAUUAUCCGUAAAGAUGGAGCUCUCGAUGGCUAUUCAGCUGUCUUCUCUUUUGUACCGCACCUUAACCUGGGGUUGGUCAUUCUGAUGUCCGGGACUAAACCUGCUGAUGAAGAUCUUGUAUCCAAAUCCUACAGUCAUCUCAUCCCUGCUAUGGAGAGGGCAUUCAGGGAUGCACCACAAGUCCUUGUACCUCCUCCUGAUCCAGCUCCCUAUAUGGGCCUUUUCACCUACAGUAACAUGACCUUCUAUGAAAUUAAAGCAGGCUCUAAUGGCCUAUUGUCAAUGCAGCAGUUUGGGCCACCUGUGGAAAAAAUGGUCCCUUUGAAGUAUAGCACUUGGAAGCUGAGCUUUUUAGAGGAGAGAGUGUUCAAGGUGGUGUUUGAGAAGGAGUACCCAUGUCGGCUGAGGAUCAGGAACACUUCUAUUUCAAUGGAGUUUCAGGACAGGCAGCUGUUUAACUUUUAUGUGUUCAACGAGAAUGGCCUUGCGCCUGGAUUUGACGUGCCGGGCCUGAACACAUACAAUGUCAUGCGAAUAUCACGCAGACCGAUUUUCACCAGUUAAGGGGAU